AUGCUGCGAUGGGAGGCGCUGCGUCCGCACGACUCCGUGUCCGCGCCUUGCGUCAAGAACCACUCGGCCACGGCCGUGUCCCCGCACGAGCUCCUCGUCUUUGGCGGCUACGACGGCCGCCGGAACCUCAACGCGCUGCACGUGCUCAACGUCGCGCGUCGCACGUGGCGCGAGCUGUCGCACGAGACGCGCGGCGUCGCCCCGUCUGGCCGCAACGGCCACACCGCAACCCUAGCCGACUGCAAGCUCUUUAUCCUCGGCGGGUGGCUCGGCAGUGGCCCGCUCGCAGCUGCCGACGUGCACGUGCUGCACUUGAACACGCUACGCUGGGAACAGCCGGCGCUCGCGCACGCGCUGAGUCCGUGCAACAUGCACACGGCCGACUACGUGCGUCGACUGCGGAGCAUCCUCGUGUUCCGAGGCGGCGACGGCCGCGAGUACUUGAACGAUCUCCACGCGCUCCAGAUCGACCGCAUGACGUGGACGACCGUGCGGACCAGUGGCCGUGCGCCGGCCCCUCGGGCCAACCACAGCUCGGCACUAGUUGGAGACGAUCUGCUGGUGUUUGGAGGCUGGGACGGCCGCCAGCGGCUCAGUGACAUGCACGUGCUGGACUCGGUGAAUAUGACGUGGUCCCGCGUGCACGAUGAGGCACGUGUGGACACGAGAGAGUACGUGGUCGAGCCGCCACUGCCGCGUGCAGGCAUGACGAUGGCUUGUCAUCGAGACCGACUUUUUGUCUUUGGGGGCUCGGGGCCGUCGGCGAAGUGCUACGAUGAUUUACAUGUGUACGACCCGCGUCGACACGAGUGGAUUGAGACAGUUGCGGUCGGUGCAACGGCUGAUAAGAAGGAGGAAGAGAAAAGGAAGUGGAGGUGGAGCUGUCGGUCGAGUCGCAGUCGGACGCGGUCGCAGCCGCGGUGGGAUAUCUAUGAAGAUGAUGACCAGCAAGUUGCGAACUUGGCUGGAAAUGAUGAUCAGAAUAGUGGAGACGAGUGGGGAGGGUCAUGUAGCGAUGGAGAAACUAUGGUGGUGGCACAUGGUUGGGCUGAUGAUGCAUGCGACUCGGCGAACCCGAAUGAAAUGUGCGAGCUUACGGACGUGGAGACACCGAAGAGAGGAGAUCCUCUGGUAGUGGUAGGGAGGGGUCCCGGACGGAGAGCUGGGCACACGUGCACGGUGGUGGACCGCAUGCUCGUGAUUUUUGGAGGUUCUUGCGGCACGGAUUAUCUGAAUGACUGUUAUACACUGGACACCGAUCCACCUCCGCGCGUUUCCGUCUCUCUGCCGUCUCCGGUGAGAAUGCUGCGGCAUGCACUCGCACAGUAUGUUGAUAGCGACGAGUAUGCUGACAUAUCGUUCCUUGUUGAAGGACGCGUGGUGUACGCGCACAAGGUGAUUCUCUCAGCACUGAGUGAGAGGUUUCGAGGCAUGUUUUCUUCGGGUUUCCGUGAAGCCAGGGAGUCUCAAAUUGCUGUGCCGGGUGUGCGCCAUGCGGUCUUCCUGCUGUUGCUCGAGUAUCUUUACACAGGGCACAUCGAGACACACGAUGAUGCUUUUGCCGUGUGUCCGGUCGCUCAGGAUAUUGCCCCCGACCUGGACUUUGUCUGCAACAGCAUCGCCGCCUGCCCCCAGUCCGCGGACGGACUUGUUGAAAUUGAAGAAACCCGCCGUAGAGAAACGGGGCAGGCCCAAUCUCUUGAUUCAGGAUUGACAAGGGAGCUCGAGUCUUUGCUGGAAGUGCUUGUGGCUGCAGAUCAGUUCAUGCUGGGCCACCUGAAGCAGCGUUGUGAGCGGACACUGCAAUACGCAGUGGGUGUUGGAAGUGUGGAGGCAAUAGCCGAAGCAGCAGACCGUGCGAAUGCUGUUCAGUUACUAGCUGUGUGUCGACACUUUGUGCGAAACAACUCGCCGUCUUCACCGUCACGUGCAGUUUCGAGCAGUGGCUGUUCAUUCGAUGAAGAAAAUGAUCCGGAUCUGGAAGAAACGAAAUCUCGGGGGACUGAUCGAGAUGACAACGAUGACGAAGUGGUAUUACAGCUGGACCCUCCAUCGUUAGAGAACAGUCAGUCUUUUCAAUGA
Molecule: messenger RNA, 2082 nt
Organism: Peronospora matthiolae
Lineage: Eukaryota; Oomycota; Peronosporomycetes; Peronosporales; Peronosporaceae
Source: the annotation of a GenBank genome assembly